CCGGAGUCCUGUCAUUCUGUACGGCAAGGGCGGUGGUUGCUUACCCUGCCGGAAGAUAGUAGCUGUAAGUCUUCCAGUUUGGGGCCGAGCCUAGACACUUGGAGUUCUUAGGCUGGCUGGGUUCUUUACUUCAUCGCUUGACUUCUGAAUUACACAGGUCACAAGCAUGUCGGACAAAAGUGAAUUAAAGGCAGAGUUGGAACGGAAGAAGCAGCGACUGGCCCAAAUCAGAGAGGAAAAGAAGAGGAAAGAAGAAGAAAGGAAGAAAAAGGAAACUGAUCAGAAGAAGGAAGCAGUAGCUCCUGUGCAAGAAGAAUCAGAUCUUGAAAAAAAAAGAAGAGAAGCCGAAGCACUGCUUCAAAGCAUGGGGCUGACUCCAGAAUCCCCCAUUGUCCCUCCUCCUAUGUCUCCAUCCUCCAAAUCUGUGAGCACGCCAAGUGAAGCUGGAAGCCAAGACUCUGGAGAUGGUGCAGUGGGAUCUAGGACGCUGCAUUGGGAUACAGAUCCAUCAGUUCUUCAGCUUCACUCAGAUUCCGAUUUGGGACGUGGACCUAUUAAACUUGGAAUGGCUAAAAUUACACAAGUUGACUUUCCUCCUCGAGAAAUCGUCACAUAUACAAAAGAAACUCAGACUCCAGUUAUGGCUCAGCCUAAAGAAGAGGAGGAGGAAGAAGAUGAUGUGGUGACUCCUAAGCCACCUAUUGAACCCGAAGAAGAGAAAACUUUAAAGAAAGAUGAGGGAAAUGAGAGUAAAGUCCCUCCUCAUGAGCUAACUGAAGAAGAAAAACAACAAAUCUUGCACUCUGAGGAGUUUUUAAGUUUCUUUGACCAUUCUACAAGAAUUGUAGAAAGAGCGCUUUCUGAGCAGAUUAAUAUCUUCUUUGACUACAGUGGAAGAGAUUUGGAAGACAAAGAGGGAGAGAUUCAAGCAGGUGCUAAACUGUCAUUAAAUCGGCAAUUUUUCGAUGAACGUUGGUCAAAGCAUCGUGUUGUUAGCUGUUUGGAUUGGUCAUCUCAGUAUCCAGAGUUACUUGUGGCUUCCUAUAAUAACAACGAAGAUGCCCCUCAUGAGCCUGAUGGUGUGGCCCUUGUAUGGAACAUGAAAUACAAAAAAACUACUCCAGAGUAUGUGUUUCACUGCCAGUCAGCUGUGAUGUCUGCUACAUUUGCAAAAUUUCAUCCAAAUCUAGUUGUAGGUGGUACAUAUUCAGGCCAAAUUGUGCUGUGGGAUAACCGUAGCAAUAAGAGAACUCCAGUACAAAGAACCCCACUGUCAGCGGCUGCACACACACAUCCUGUAUAUUGUGUAAAUGUCGUUGGGACACAAAAUGCUCACAAUCUGAUUAGUAUCUCUACUGAUGGAAAAAUUUGUUCAUGGAGUUUGGAUAUGCUUUCCCAUCCACAGGAUAGUAUGGAGUUGGUCCAUAAACAGUCAAAAGCAGUAGCUGUGACAUCUAUGUCCUUCCCUGUUGGAGACGUCAACAACUUUGUUGUUGGGAGUGAAGAAGGUUCUGUGUACACAGCAUGCCGUCAUGGCAGCAAAGCUGGAAUCAGUGAAAUGUUUGAGGGACAUCAAGGACCAAUCACUGGCAUCCAUUGUCAUGCAGCUGUUGGAGCGGUGGACUUCUCACAUCUUUUUGUCACUUCAUCAUUUGACUGGACAGUGAAACUUUGGACAACUAAGAACAACAAGCCUCUGUACUCAUUUGAAGAUAACUCAGACUAUGUCUAUGAUGUUAUGUGGUCUCCCACUCACCCAGCCCUGUUCGCCUGUGUGGAUGGCAUGGGGAGGCUGGACUUGUGGAAUCUCAACAAUGACACAGAGGUACCAACAGCCAGCAUUUCUGUGGAGGGUAAUCCUGCUCUUAACCGUGUAAGAUGGACCCAUUCUGGAAGAGAGAUUGCCGUGGGUGAUUCUGAAGGACAGAUUGUUAUAUAUGAUGUGGGAGAGCAGAUUGCUGUCCCCCGAAAUGAUGAGUGGGCACGAUUUGGACGAACACUUGCAGAAAUUAAUGCAAAUCGAGCUGAUGCCGAGGAGGAAGCAGCUACCCGGAUACCUGCUUAAGCUCUUGGAAGAGGAAUAUGUAAUCCUAGUGAAUCUGGGGAAGACUCUAUGUAGAGCAUAGGACUAUUUGCAUGCUUUUGUCUAAAUGAUAACUAUGAAGAAAUUUAAUGGAACAACCUGUGGAAUUAAUUUAGCAAAUGAAUCUUCCAGUGUCCCUUUUUAUAUAACGGGCAUCUUGCUUGGGAUUUGUGUCAUUUUUACUACAGCAAAUUGACUUUACACAUUGCAACCCUUUCUGAAUUCUUUAUAUAGAUGUUUAUUUGUUAUUACUCUUUUUGAAUUAUUUUCAAGGUAUGACACUAUAUACAGUUAUUUUUAAAGCACAGUAAUUAAAUAAGUUCUGUGAAUUUUAGAUAACCACCAUUCCCUAUCAUUCUGAUAACAUCUUACCAGCCAUAUAUUAGGGAUAUUGUUUAUUCUUAGCUUUAGCAUCUAUACAUCUGUCCCAAGUUCUCUUCUAAUAUUCUUUUCCUUCUUUAUAAUCCACAUAAUUAUAAAUAAAAAAUAUGUGUUAACUUAAAA
This is a messenger RNA of Erinaceus europaeus (western European hedgehog), 2587 nucleotides long. It is a transcript of the gene DYNC1I2, whose product is annotated as dynein cytoplasmic 1 intermediate chain 2. Bases 167 to 2065 code for a protein of 632 amino acids. Gene Ontology annotation, molecular function: dynein heavy chain binding; dynein light chain binding. The record is from RefSeq and is a predicted model, not a curated record. Gene Ontology annotation, biological process: transport along microtubule. Gene Ontology annotation, cellular component: cytoplasmic dynein complex. NCBI's taxonomy places the organism in Eukaryota, Metazoa, Chordata, Mammalia, Eulipotyphla, Erinaceidae. The transcript has 17 exons.